UUUUUGUUCUUGCCUUAUCAUCUAAAACCCAUCGAGAGUUAAUAAGAAAAACCAUUCAAAAUGGCUCUUGUUCAAUCCAGAACACUUCCUCGCCUCACCGUCCCGUUCUCGCCGGUUCUGUCCACACUCCACGCUCCGUCGUCUCUCUUUCUCCGGAGGAAAACUCGACCGGGAGCCUCGCCGUUCUCCUCCUCCACCGCCGGGAACUUGCCAUUCUCGCCGCUGACGCAUCCUCGGAAGCUUCUCUGCCCUCCACCUCGUGGAAAGUUUGUUAGAGAAGAUUAUCUUGUGAGGAAAUUGUCAGCUCAAGAACUUCAAGAACUGGUGAAAGGAGAGAGGAAGGUGCCGUUGAUUGUUGAUUUUUAUGCUACUUGGUGUGGACCUUGUAUCUUGAUGGCCCAGGAACUCGAAAUGCUUGCAGUAGAGUAUGAGAGCAAUGCAAUGAUUGUGAAAGUUGAUACAGAUGAUGAGUACGAGUUUGCUCGCGACAUGCAGGUUCGGGGAUUACCUACAUUGUUCUUCAUCAGUCCUGACCCAAGCAAAGAUGCAAUCAGGACAGAAGGGCUGAUUCCAAUACAGAUGAUGCGUGACAUCAUUGACAACGACAUGUGAAGUCAGUCUUGUACUGAGGAAACACUUUCUUGCUUUAGGAUUGAAUAGAAUCGCGGGAUGUAGGAUUGAAGAAUGUCAUCUUGGUUUCAUGAAUGAAGAAUGAAAAUGUAAAACGAGAUGAAUGUAACCUAAGUAAAAAUCUUAUUUGUAUGCACUA
Brassica oleracea var. oleracea is the source of this 769-nucleotide messenger RNA. Its product is annotated as thioredoxin-like protein CITRX, chloroplastic. The transcript has 4 exons. The record is from RefSeq and is a predicted model, not a curated record. Lineage: Eukaryota; Viridiplantae; Streptophyta; Magnoliopsida; Brassicales; Brassicaceae. Gene Ontology annotation, molecular function: protein-disulfide reductase activity. Bases 61 to 612 code for a protein of 183 amino acids. Gene Ontology annotation, biological process: plastid organization; cell redox homeostasis. Gene Ontology annotation, cellular component: thylakoid.